AUGCCGGAAUCGGUGUCGUAUGACGCACAAAGGAGCCCAUUAGCCAUGCCGCCUCCGUCCGAGAACACGGCGUUGCUACCGAAGCCUCCGGCGUCCAUCUCCAAUGAACCCUACCCAAUCUGGCAAUGGUUGGCCGAGAUUCGGCUCCUCGCCAAAGCCGCCGUUCCCGUCAUCUUAGCGUAUACGCUGCAGAACAGCCUGCAGACCCUCAGCGUGCUCAUCGUCGGCAGAUUGAGUCCCGAAGCUCUCGCCACUGCUGCCUUUAGUUAUAUGUUCGCCAUGGCGACAGCCUGGCUCAUAGCCCUGGGUGGAACAACGGCCCUUGACACGCUUGCAUCGAGUAGUUUCACCGGAUCUUCGAACAAGCACGACCUGGGUAUCCUUCUGCAGAGGGGCAUAAUCGUCUUGUCGGCAUUCUAUAUGGUGGUGGCAGUGCUAUGGUGGUUUUCUGAGCCCGUGUUCCGAGCAUUGGGCCAAGAAGAGUUUAUCUGUGAGCAAAGCUCAACAUUUCUGCGAUGCCUGAUCCCGGGUGGGCUGGGGUAUGUGUGGUUUGAAGCGAUGAAAAAGUACUUGCAGGCGCAGGCAAUCUAUCGUCCUGGGACCUACGUGCUGCUCAUCACGUCGCCGCUGAAUGCAGGGCUCAAUUAUCUUUUUAUUCACACCCUCGGCCUCGGCUUGUACGGCGCUCCCAUUGCCACAGGCAUCUCGUACUGGAUUUCGUUCCUACUGCUCGUGGCGUAUGCCGUCUUCAUCCGAGGCAAGGAGUGCUGGGGUGGCCUGGAGUUGCGAAAAGCUGUGAGAAAUAUUGGACCCUUCACCAAGUUGGCGAUUUUAGGCGUCGUCCACGUCGGCACUGAGUGGUGGGCAUUCGAAAUUGUCGCCCUAGCCGCCGGAAGACUUGGUACAAUUCCCUUGGCGGCGCAGUCAGUCAUCAUGACUGCGGACCAAGUCAUCAACACCAUCCCCUUUGGCCUCGGCGUGGCAGCGUCGGCAAGAAUAGGAAACCUCCUGGGUGCGCAGCGACCGCGGGAUGCCGCAGUAGCAGCACACUCGGCGGCGAUCCUAUCUGUGAUCCUUGGAAGCGUCGUCCUGAUCACUCUCAUGGCAACCAAGGAUGUAUUUGGGAAAAUAUUCAACGACGACGAGGGUGUAGUCCGGCUCGUGGGCAAGGUGAUGCCAUAUGUUGCCUUGUUCCAGAUAGCAGACGGCCUGAACGGAUCGUGCGGCGGUGUGCUUCGAGGUAUGGGCCGCCAGUGGGUCGGGGCUGUGGUGAAUCUUAUCAGCUACUACGGCGGAGCUCUGCCAGCCGGGAUCUACCUCGCCUUCAACGGCUGGGGUCUCGCGGGGUUGUGGAUUGGACAAUGUGUUGCUCUGUAUCUGGUCGGGGGGCUGGAAUGGGUGAUUGUUGGAUUUAGCAAAUGGGACAACGAGUGCCAGCGGGCUUUGGAUCGACUGGAUGACUCCAGCAGUGAUGGAGAAGAUGAGGCAGAGAGGGCCGCCGCCAAUGGUGUUGUCUAG
Colletotrichum higginsianum IMI 349063 is the source of this 1518-nucleotide messenger RNA. Its product is annotated as MATE efflux family protein. Gene Ontology annotation, molecular function: antiporter activity; xenobiotic transmembrane transporter activity. Lineage: Eukaryota; Fungi; Ascomycota; Sordariomycetes; Glomerellales; Glomerellaceae. The transcript is spliced from 2 exons. Gene Ontology annotation, biological process: xenobiotic detoxification by transmembrane export across the plasma membrane. Gene Ontology annotation, cellular component: membrane. The record is from RefSeq and is a predicted model, not a curated record. The coding region runs from base 1 to 1518 and encodes 505 amino acids.